CAUGAUUUAGCCCGAGUCUAUGGCGUUAACCGAAGUACCGAUACAUGCUACAGCAUCUGAGUGAGUCCCAGAUUCCUAAUGCGCCCCACCUAGCACUUGCUGUAAGUAAGUAGGUACAGCGGGUCGGUCCAGCUACCGGUCCCAACCUAGCAAUUGGGGCUUUUGCCAGCUCGAAAAGUCAAGGCUACAAUUUUCAAGGGUCCUUUGGAUUUUAUAUCUCCUCCACACACUCAUGCCAGAUCAACGGACAUGACGGCGGAAAGCCCACUUUCGGAGCUCUUUAUACGUCUGCCUGGAGGGUGAUUUAGGUAGCAGAUCAAUCAAGGAUCCGACUCUUCUAUCUCGUUGCGCCUUGCGCCAACUAACACGAUGGACACCGAUGACGGCUCCCUUCCACAGCUGCCUGGCGCUGCCAUAGAAAAGCUGCCGCCUAUCCCCAAGGGGGCCACGGUUCGUAGACGCCCAAUUCCCUCCGGACCCGUACCAUCUACAAACUCAGCUCGCCGCAUACACGUAACAGCGAAAACACCAUUUCGAUCCGUGACCACUCGAGUUCGCAAACAGCUUGACAGGUACCUGCGCCAAUCGGCCGACUCGCGGAGUACCUUUACAAACAAGCUAUCUCAGAAAAAGAACGCGUCACUAAGCGAACGUGUGCGUCGUAUCCAAGACCAAUCCCAGAAUGCCUCUACUGGCGGUCUUGGGCUUGGGCUUGAGAACUCUGGUCAAGUAAUCGUGCUAGGCACUGGACGUGCAAUUCAGAAAGUCACCGAAGUUGCGUUGUUCUUCCAGAAACAGCCGGAUUGCGUGGUCCAAUUGCGUACAGGGAGCGUGGCUGUUGUCGACGAGGUUCUCUCCAAAGAAGAAGACGGUCUCGAAGGCGAUGUGACUGAGAGGGGCAGGAUGAUGAGCUCACUCGAAGUUUUAAUUAGACUUCGAUAAUGCGUUUCCUCACAAUAUACAAUGCCUCCGGUAUCAUGUUUACUGGACCUCCAAGUACGUCCAUGAGCUUCUCCUGGGAUUCGCAUCAGAUGUUGUAACCAAGAACCUAUCGAUCAUGAGGGGUCUAUCUGUACACCAGUUAGCGCCCGCAGCUAA
This is a messenger RNA of Xylaria bambusicola, 1098 nucleotides long. RefSeq names its product Rpp20 subunit of nuclear RNase MRP and P-domain-containing protein. Gene Ontology annotation, cellular component: ribonuclease MRP complex; nucleolar ribonuclease P complex. NCBI's taxonomy places the organism in Eukaryota, Fungi, Ascomycota, Sordariomycetes, Xylariales, Xylariaceae. Gene Ontology annotation, biological process: nuclear-transcribed mRNA catabolic process, RNase MRP-dependent; intronic box C/D snoRNA processing; tRNA 5'-leader removal. The record is from RefSeq and is a predicted model, not a curated record. The transcript has 3 exons. The coding region runs from base 370 to 942 and encodes 190 amino acids. Gene Ontology annotation, molecular function: RNA binding.